AUGGAUUUACUCAGGGCAGCAAACACCCACUUUGGGUUUAAUCUUUUCAAAGAAUUGAAGAGAAUACAUGAUGGCAACAUCUUGUUUUCUCCUGUUGGUAUGUCAACUGCCAUUGGUAUGGUCUUCCUGGGGACCCAAGGAGCCACCACCUCCCAGAAGGUGCUUCACCUUGAAAAAGAUACAGAAAACUCCAGAAUAAAUGUCGAAGAACAAAAGGUAGGAGCACUUCUUUUUCCAGCUGUUAGUAUUGAGAAGACAGAAGAGAUACAUCAGCAAUUCCAGAAGUUUUUGACUGAAAUAAGAAAACUCCCUGAUGACUAUGAAUUGUACAUAGCCAACAGACUAUUUGGAGAAAAAACAUACCUCUUUCUUCAAAAAUAUUUAGAUUAUGUUGAGAAAUAUUACCAUGCAUCUCUGGAACCUGUUGAUUUUAUAAAUGCAGCUGAACAAAGUCGAAAGAAGAUUAAUGCUUGGAUUGAAAGCCAAACAAAUGAAAAAAUCAAGGACCUGUUUCCAGAACACUCUCUGAGUAGCUCCACCAAGUUGGUGCUGAUAAAUGCAAUUUACUUGAAAGGAAAGUGGGAUAGGGAGUUUAAGAAAGAAAAUACCAAGGAGGAGAAAUUUUGGCUGAAUAAGAGUACAAGUAAAUCUGUACUGAUGAUGACACAGUGCAAUUCCUUUAGCUUUGUUUUUCUGGAGGACUUGCAGGCCAAAAUUGUGGGAAUCCCUUAUAAAAACAAUGACCUCUGCAUGUUCGUGCUUCUGCCCAAUGACAUUGAUGGUCUGGAGAAGAUUAUAGAUAAAAUAACUCCUGAGGAGUUAGUAGAAUGGACCAACCCUGGGAAAAUGGAAGCAAGAAAUGUGAGUCUGCACUUGCCCCGGCUUGAAAUAGAAGACGGUUAUGACCUGGAGCGUGUCCUGGUGACCAUGGGGUUAGGAGACACUUUCAGCCAGUGUGAGGCAGGCUACUUAGGGAUGUGCCUGAAAUCAGGGCUGGAGGCCCAGAAGUUCCUGCACAGGUCCUUUCUGGAGGUGACUGAGGAAGGCACGGAGGUCACUGCAGCCACUGGUAUGGCCUUUACAGUCUCUUCAGACUCAAGCUGUGAAUAUGUUCAUUGUAAUCACCCUUUCUUGUUCUUCAUCAGACACAAUGAGUCCAGAAACAUCCUCUUUUUUGGGAGAUUUUCUUCUCCUUAA
Molecule: messenger RNA, 1197 nt
Organism: Fukomys damarensis (Damara mole-rat)
Lineage: Eukaryota; Metazoa; Chordata; Mammalia; Rodentia; Bathyergidae
Gene: Serpinb13
Product: serpin family B member 13
Exons: 7
Coding region: 1-1197 (398 amino acids)
Molecular function (GO): serine-type endopeptidase inhibitor activity
Source: RefSeq, a predicted model, not a curated record